Molecule: messenger RNA, 1186 nt
Organism: Limanda limanda (common dab)
Lineage: Eukaryota; Metazoa; Chordata; Actinopteri; Pleuronectiformes; Pleuronectidae
Gene: psmb5
Product: proteasome 20S subunit beta 5
Exons: 3
Coding region: 13-837 (274 amino acids)
Cellular component (GO): proteasome core complex
Molecular function (GO): threonine-type endopeptidase activity
Source: RefSeq, a predicted model, not a curated record
ACACUUUCAAAGAUGGCUCUCGCUAGUGUGUUGAACGGUGAUUGUGCGGAUUUUUCUUUUGACCAUGGUCAGUCUUUCUCGUUCGGACCCGGACCCGGACUCACCGGCCCGGGUCUGGAGGCCCCGGAGGGAGACAGUCUGAGUUUCUCCGUCAGAAACCCGCUGUGCUCCGGGGAGGACGAUGACGUCGAGAGGAAAAUAGAGUUUCUGCAUGGCACCACCACCUUAGCAUUUAAAUUCCAGCAUGGUGUUAUUGUCGCGGUGGAUUCUCGGGCCACGGCGGGCGCUUACAUCGCAUCACAAACCGUGAAGAAGGUGAUCGAGAUCAACCCGUACUUGCUGGGCACCAUGGCCGGGGGAGCCGCAGACUGUAGCUUCUGGGAACGUCUGCUUGCUCGCCAGUGCCGCAUUUACGAGCUUCGCAACAAGGAGCGCAUCUCGGUGGCAGCCGCCUCCAAGCUGCUGGCAAACAUGGUGUACCAGUACAAGGGCAUGGGACUCAGCAUGGGAACCAUGGUGUGUGGCUGGGACAAGAGAGGCCCAGGGCUGUACUACGUGGACUCAGAGGGAAACCGGGUGUGUGGCGACCUGUUCGCCGUGGGCUCGGGCUCCAUGUACGCCUAUGGCGUGAUCGACAGCGGCCUCCGGCAAGACCUGUCCGUGGAAGAGGCGUGCGAGCUGGGUCGCCGCGCCAUUUACCAGGCCACGUAUCGCGACGCCUACAGCGGAGGGCAGGUCAACCUGUACCACGUCCACAGCGAGGGCUGGACCAGGGUCUCCCAGGAAGACGUGCUCAUGCUGCACCAUCAGUACCAAGAGCAGAAGAAUCAGAAAUAGGAAGGGUUAUAUAAUUCUCGUGUCUACUGUUAAAGAUGUUCUGAAAUGUCAGUAGGGUUAACACAUGAAUAAAACGGUCUCAUCAUGGAUUGAUUUCAACUUGUAUCCCUUCUGCGACCUGUUUUGACUUGUUGCUAGCUCAAAGCUUUAUUUUGUACAUUUUUAAUUCUUUCAGUGAGCUCAUUCCAUGGCUAGUAUGAUUUGAGGGUCUGCUGAGAGGUGGCCGAUGACUCAAACAUGCUUUAAUUCAGUGUGGGUGUAGUGUUGUGCUUGCCCUACAUACAUUUAAUUUGGAUCCUACCCUGGGAAACUACAUCUCUCAAUAAAACCUGUGAUGUUCUUUUUCCAA